This is a messenger RNA of Hyla sarda, 2518 nucleotides long. RefSeq names its product ribosomal protein S6 kinase A4 (gene RPS6KA4). Gene Ontology annotation, biological process: intracellular signal transduction; protein phosphorylation; regulation of DNA-templated transcription. NCBI's taxonomy places the organism in Eukaryota, Metazoa, Chordata, Amphibia, Anura, Hylidae. Gene Ontology annotation, molecular function: ATP binding; magnesium ion binding; protein serine/threonine kinase activity. The record is from RefSeq and is a predicted model, not a curated record. The coding region runs from base 138 to 2450 and encodes 770 amino acids. The transcript is spliced from 17 exons.
GCCUCCCCACAGGCGGACACGGCGCACAGCCCGACAGGAAGUUCCCCGCUCCGUGCUGUGCCAUCUUCCUCAUACCACACACCGGAGACAGGGACCCGGGAGCCGUCACCGGAUUCCAGGGCCCAGCACAGCCGGACAUGGGAGAUCCGGGCAGCACGGAGCCUGACACCGGCACAGCGCUACAGGCUAUAGUGAACCUCGCAGGACAUGAAGACAAAGUUGGAAUGGAAGAUUUUGAACUGCUUAAAAUUCUGGGCACCGGAGCAUAUGGGAAAGUUUUCCUCGUGCGCAAAGUGACUGGCUCCGAUGCGAAGCGUCUUUAUGCCAUGAAGGUUCUGCGCAAAGCAGCGCUGGUCCAGAAGGAGAAGACCGCAGAACACACGCGGACGGAGCGCACCGUUCUGGAACAUGUGAGACAGAGCCCCUUCCUCGUGACCCUCCAUUAUGCCUUCCAGACAGAUGCCAAACUCCACCUCAUACUAGAUUACGUUAGCGGUGGGGAACUGUUCACUCACCUCUACCAGAGAGAUAACUUCUGUGAAGAUGCAGUACAGUUCUAUUCCGGAGAGGUUAUUCUGGCCAUUGAGCACUUACACAAGCUCGGAAUUGUUUACCGUGACAUUAAGCUUGAAAACAUCUUAUUGGACAGUGAUGGUCAUGUGGUUCUGACUGACUUUGGCCUGAGCAAGGAGUUUGUGGCUGAAGAGUGUGAGCGCACAUAUUCCUUCUGUGGCACAACUGAAUAUAUGGCGCCAGAAAUAAUACGAGGGCAGGGUGGUCAUGGCAAGUCGGUGGAUUGGUGGAGCUUAGGAAUCCUUAUUUAUGAGCUACUGACGGGAGCUUCCCCAUUCACACUGGAAGGAGAAAAGAACUCGCAGAGUGAGGUGUCCAGGCGAAUUCUGAAGAUGGAGCCCUCCUAUUCCUGCUCUUUAGGUCUGGAAGCUCGAGACCUCCUUCAGAAGCUGCUCCGCAAGGAUCCUAAAAAACGACUUGGUGCAGGAGGAGCUUCCCAAAUAAAAGAACACCCUUUUUAUCGGGGCCUGGACUGGGAAGCCCUUGCUCUCCGUAAAGUAACUCCUCCAUUCCGUCCCUCUAUCCGCAGUGAGACAGAUGUCAGUAAUUUUUCCGAUGAGUUUACAAGUCUUGAUCCGGUGUAUUCUCCUGCCGCUACUCCACCUUCUGGUGCUCGUAUAUUCCAGGGUUAUUCCUUUGUGGCACCUUCCGUCCUCUUUGGUGUAAAUGCCAUCAUGACAGAUAUGCCGGCUCCAUCUGUUGACAAACCUGGCAGCCCUACUCUGGCUCUGAGCGCAGCUAUGAAGGACUCGCCAUUCUUCCAGCAGUACGAGAUGGAUAUACAUGAGCCUGCACUAGGAUCAGGCAGUUUUUCAGUAUGUAGGAAAUGUAGACAUCGACAGACAAAGAAAGAGUAUGCUGUGAAAAUCCUGAGUAAGAGGAUGGAGGUGAACACUCAACGGGAAGUGGCGGCUCUGAAGUUAUGUCAGGGGCACCCAAACAUUGUGAACCUUCAUGAUGUUCUCCAUGACCAGUAUCACUCGUACCUGGUGAUGGAGCUCUUAGAUGGCGGGGAGUUACUGGAUCGAAUCAAGAAGCAGUCACGCUUUAGUGAGAUCGAGGCGAGCAGUCUAAUGCGGAGUCUGGUGAGUGCCGUUGCUCGUAUGCACGAAGCUGGUGUGGUGCACAGAGAUCUUAAACCCGAGAAUCUUCUUCUUUCAUCUCCCGGUGAAGAUGCUGUCCUAAAGGUGAUAGACUUUGGCUUUGCCAGGCUCCGUCCACCGGGGUCACGGCCCUUGCACACUCCGUGUUUUACACUGCACUAUGCCGCCCCAGAACUGCUGUCUCGUCAAGGCUACGAUGAGUCCUGUGAUUUAUGGAGCCUCGGGGUGAUCAUGUACACAAUGCUAUGUGGCCAGGUUCCCUUCCAAGGUGCGAGGGGGGGGUCUCCCCAGAGCCGCGCCGCUGACAUUAUUAACAAGAUCAAGGAGGGAGACGUCAUGAUGCAGGGAGAAAGCUGGGAUCACGUGAGCGAUGAAGCAAAGGAGCUGGUGAAAGGUUUGUUGACUGUAGAUCCCUCUUGUCGACUGAGCCUCAAUGAACUGCAGGAAAGUGAUUGGCUGCGCGGCGGACGACCUCUCUCAUCCACUCCCCUCAUGACACCGGAUGUUCUGGAAUCCAGUGGGAUGGCCACAAAAACCUGUGUACAUGCCACGUUUAUGGCAUUUAAUCGUGGUAAGCGCGAAGGAGUCUUCUUAAAGAGCGUGGAUAAUGCCCCCUUGGCGAAAAGACGCAAACUGAAGCAGUGCAGCACAGGAGGUGACGUUUGCAGCGGAUCCUCCUCUUCCUCUUCCUCCUCAACCUCAUCUGCUACCAAUGCAGCUCGAUCCCCCAAAUCCAGAGCGCCCCCACAAAGUCACAGGCCUGCAAAUUCAUAACUAUUUUCGUUAUUACGAAUACACUACAGGCCCUGCUAUCGUGUGCAAAAGGAGGAUACAACGGGGGG